Messenger RNA from Amphibalanus amphitrite, 1824 nucleotides. Its product is annotated as calbindin-32-like. The record is from RefSeq and is a predicted model, not a curated record. Lineage: Eukaryota; Metazoa; Arthropoda; Thecostraca; Balanomorpha; Balanidae. The transcript has 15 exons. The coding region runs from base 84 to 1058 and encodes 324 amino acids. Gene Ontology annotation, cellular component: synapse; terminal bouton; nucleus. Gene Ontology annotation, biological process: regulation of long-term synaptic potentiation; regulation of presynaptic cytosolic calcium ion concentration. Gene Ontology annotation, molecular function: calcium ion binding.
CGGCCGCGGCGCCGGCUGUGCGGACGCCGCGCGACGCUAGUGUGGCACCGACCACCAGCCAGCCGCCAUCCAGCCGACUCAGAAUGAGCACCCAGGCCGCCACCGCCAGUCCCUCCAGCAGGGUGAAGCUGGACAAGGCCAACAACUUCAUGCGCCAGUUCCGUGACGCCGAGAGCCGGCAACUGAAGAAGCUGACGGCCAACCAGUUCAUGGAGGUGUGGAGCCACUAUGACGCUGACGGAAACGGUUUCAUCGAGGGCACCGAACUGGAUGGCUUUCUGCGAGAGUUUGUAUCCAGCGUCAACGCCACCGACUGCGGACCGGAGGUGGUCUCAGACACCAUGCUGGCUGAACUGAAGGAAUGUUUCAUGGAGGCGUACGACGACAAUCAGGACGGACGCAUUGAGAUCAGAGAGCUGGCUCAGCUGCUGCCCAUGGAGGAGAACUUUCUUCUGCUCUUCCGUUUCGAUAACCCCCUGGAGUCCAGCGUUGAGUUCAUGAAGAUAUGGCGCCAGUAUGACAAGGAUAACUCGGGCUACAUCGAAGCGGAUGAACUGAAGGCCUUUCUCCGUGAUCUUCUCAAAGAAGCAAAGAAGUCUACUGAGGUAUCUGAAGACAAGCUCAUCGAAUAUACAGACACCAUGCUUCAAGUAUUCGACGCCAACAAAGACGGAAAACUACAGCUCUCCGAAAUGGCAAAGUUGUUGCCAGUAAAGGAGAAUUUCCUGUGCCGAUCGGUAUUCAAGGGCGAUGCUGAUUGGGGAGCCUCCAAACUCACCCGAGAUGACAUCGAACGAGUAUUUGCGCUCUACGACAGGGACAACAGCGGCACCAUUGAAGAUGACGAGUUGACAGGCUUCCUGAAAGACCUGCUGGAGCUGGUUAAAAAGGACUACGACGCCAAGGAUCUGGAUGAGUUCCAGGAGACCAUCUUACGAGGCUGCGACUUCAAUCGUGACGGCAAAAUAAACAAGAAGGAGCUUACCAUGAUCCUGAUGGCGCUCUCCAAACACAACGACGAUGACACUCAGCAACACAUGUCUGACCUUGGCUUCUAGUCUGCGCUGGCUUUCUUCGCGGAGCCGUCUAACCAUGGACGAGUGCCAUCAGCGAGAUCACCAGCUUCGGCAUGCGAGCGAUUCGUAUGCAGAAGCUGCGCGUGCGUCACUUGGUGAACCGCACGCUCGGCGCCUCCUCACCUGUGCCCAAGGGCGCGGCCAGCAGCUAGUCUCCCGGACUCGUGUUGGCGAGCACUGAGCGGGCGCACAGUUGGCGACUCGAGGUGGCUGGUUGGACGAGCUCGGUCCGACGAGCGCCGGCCAUGGGACUGCGUUUUACGUACAUGGACGUUUUGGGGUGAAAUUCCGGUGUGUUGCUGCAAAUAUUGUGUAACAGAAUUGUUUACAAUAGGUGUAGUUCGUUAUAGAUAUGUAAACUUCUUGAUAUCGAUGUCUUUGUCUGUCAUACAUCGACAUAUCUGUCGUGUCAUCUUACUCGAAAUACUGAUAUUCUAAGACUAUGCGAUGAAGCAUAAGGCAGAGUCUAACUAGAAGCAUUUCGGGUCUACGACUUCGGGCACGGAAUAUAUAGUUUAACGAUGUAUGUGUCGCUAGACUAAUAUGUCGUUAGUCCAACAACACCAUGCAUAGUCUAAAGAAUAUAUAUCGUUAGACGAUACAUUCCGUGCUUCGGGCUUUUAUUCCCUGAUGCUGAUAAUCUUGUUAUCAACUGAAUGUGCUUACAUAGACGAAGUAUGAUUCGACAUGUUCUUGCUCGUUCUUACCAUCUCUUGUGAAAAGAAAUAAAUGGUUGAUCGAAACUAUA